ACUCGACAGCACUUGUUAGUCUGACAGGAGUGAUGUGCUUUCUGUGGAUGACGGAACGUGCAUAGAGACAUGGCGUCUUUUUGCUCUCUGUGGUCUCGAGGCUCUCACGCACCUGGUGACCACAAGCCAAUGAACGACGUAUAGUCGAUCCUUCCAUCAGUCCCGAUGAGAAUUGCCGGCGGUAAUGUUGUGAUGAACGGGUGCAUUUUCGGUCCCUUCUUGCUUGAUUGAACAGACAAUGAUGUACACACCCCUCAACUUGAUCUGUGGGAGAUUGAUUCAGGACGCUGGAGUGGAUGUUAUUUUGAUCCCGUAGGUAGCCUCGCCCCGACGACCGACUUCGUUCCUAACCACCACCAGCUGCAGUUUGUACCUGCCGUUGACGACGGCGGACCAGAUUAUUAUGCAUUGUCGGUAAUGGUGCCGUUCGGACUGAAGAUCGUCUGGUUUUCUCUGUCGCUCUCUGGGCUCCUGGGCAGUUGGGCCGCGCUCCCAGCCUUCAUAAGGACUGCACGAUCAUCAUGGCUUCCUGUUGUGUAUUCUAUCGCGAAUACCAUACUACAAGGAAUGUUUUGUCUUGGGUUGAUAUGGAGACUGGAACCAUCGCGCAUACCUCAUGCGUUUGCGGAAGCACAAACGGCUCUAAUUCAUGCUUCGUGGACGUGCAUAGCAGGAGUAUGUUUACUCGGCUCCUCAGCGACCGCAAGCUUGCCACAUAAAGGACUGUCAUGGUUGAACUCACUGCAAUGUCGUUAUGAUACAGCUAUGCGUAUCAUUUUUCUGGGUUUCUUACCUGUCGUUGUAAUUGCGACGCAAUUGGCAAUUAUCAAAGGUCUAAACGUGACUUUAGCUGGGGAUGGUAUGUUCUGUGAUGCCUUUAACCCUGUCUGGGUUCGUCUGGUGGGAUACUCAGGUCUUGUUCCGUUCCUCGCAAUUCCCUCCCUCGUCAUCUCCGUUACAACUUCGAUCCGAAUCAUUGGAUUCCGGAGAAAUAACCCCGGUCCUGACGAUAAUUUUACCCCGCUGCCCAUUUCCCACCGAUUCCGACAGAGUUCUUGCCCAAAUACGCCAGAAACUCGACAUUCAUCCCCUGAGCAUCGGCGUACGCCCACUGCCCCGACACCCACAGACAAUGACUGCUCUCUCCGCUCUCUAACUCCGAGUUUUUAUGCCAUUCCUUCACGUCCACAUACGCCUUCCUUUGCACUCACUUAUAAUCCACCGGGUCGAGCACGUAUCACCGUGAGCGGAUACAAAUAUCACCUCCCCUCGUAUUAUCUUUCACCUGCUAGUCCCUCAUCUGAUGCGGCCUCUCAAACCUCUCAAGCGAGAAGACCUUCGACUGACCUUAUGACAGAAUCUGGAACCUCUACGCGUUCAAAUUCUCACCUCUCGUCGGUCUCGCCCAUUGCAUUUGCCCCUUCAUCCGAGACGGGCAGUAUCAAGGCACCCUCCAAGAAUCUCACUAGGGGUACUUCUCCGGCAAUGCCAUUGCCAGGUGACAUGGAAAAAGGGUCACUGAGACAAACUACGACUCUCAAUGCCGUAUUUUCAUUCGACGGAAGCUUUCAUACUGAUUCUGAUGAUGCGGUCAGCGGGUCCAUCAAAUGGGCGAGAAUGUCUAUGGAGUCGUCUGGUCGAAAGUCCGAGAUGGAGUUUGCGAGGAUUACAGAUGAGAUGGAUGAUCUCUCUUACCCUCGAAAUUCUCCCAUGAAUUAUCCAACUCCGACGCCACAUCACGGUUACGAUGAUCCAUCCUCUCGACAUAUGCUCAUCUUCUUUCACUUGUUGUCUGUCAUACUCAUAGUUGGCGCCAUCACUUCUCUCGUUGACAUGAUCGGUAGACGAACCUCAUCUCCCAUUGCUUUUGGAACCCAGCAUGUCGCUUUGAUUUUGACCGCAUGGGCCCCCUGUGUUGCAUUCGGGAUCCCUUUACCACGUCGGCGAACUAUCCGGUCAUGAAGGUUUCGUUCGUUCAAAUUCCACGCAAUUAGAUUCGUUCUGAUCGCAGCACUCCUCAUUCGCUCUUCAUUCCCGUCCUCCGUUCUGCUUGACCCAGGUUAAUUUUACCCCUGUGUAAGCUAGCUGCCCCCUGCUCUCACCCACUCAUUCGUAGGUUUCGUGAAUCAUACAAGAUGAAUUCAAACCCCACUUUCCCUUUCAAUAUUCAACGCCCCAAUGAUACCCAAUUGCUGAAUUGUAGACUACCAGUUCACUAAUUGUAGCUCACACAGCUCGCGAAUUUGUGAUCACCCCUCUUUCUUUUCAUAUUUCUGUUUUCAGCAGAAUGUGCAUUACUAGAAUGUACUGUCAGGAUACUCCACUACAAUACAGAAGGCAUGUUGAAGCCGGUGAAUCGUCUAAGUACUAGUUGAAAGCGAAGUCGGAAGAAUUGCGGUAAAGAGCUCGAAUGUGUGUAAGUAAAUAAGCCCAAGUAUGAUGCCCGUGAAAGAAAAGAUAGAGAUCAGAAACCACGACGAGACACAAAGCU
Messenger RNA from Somion occarium, 2491 nucleotides. NCBI's taxonomy places the organism in Eukaryota, Fungi, Basidiomycota, Agaricomycetes, Polyporales, Cerrenaceae. The record is from the annotation of a GenBank genome assembly.